AUGACUAUCCAAAAUUCCAAACUUUUCCAACCUCUUAAAGCUGGAUCACUCGAUCUCAAACAUCGAGUGGUCAUGGCUCCAUUGACAAGAUUCAGAGCUGAAAAGGGUACGGGUGUACCUGGUGAAUAUGCUGCAGAAUAUUAUUCUCAGAGAGCUACUGAUGGUGGUCUUAUCAUCACCGAGGCCACUUUCAUCUCUGACGCUGCGAGAGGAUACGAUGGUGUACCAGGUAUAUAUACCAAAGAUCAAAUCGCAGGAUGGAAAAAGAUCACCGAUGCUGUCCAUUCCAAAGGUGGAAAGAUCGUCGUCCAAUUAUGGCAUUUAGGCCGAGUCGCCAACCCACAAGUUGCACCUGUCAUCUACGCUGCUUCUGAUAUUCCCGACCCCACUGCCGAAGGUCCAAAACCCACAUUACACGUUAUGACCGAACAGGAUAUCGAUAGGACAGUAGAUGAGUAUGCCCAUGCUGCUAAGGCUGCAAUUGAGGCCGGGUUCGACGGUGUAGAGAUCCAUGGUGCUAAUGGAUAUCUUCUCGAUCAAUUCCUCCAAUCAGUAUCCAACCAGCGAACAGACCAAUAUGGUGGCUCGCUCGAAAACCGAUUCCGAUUCCCUUUGCGAGUCCUCAACGCCGUGUGUGAGGCGAUCGGUCCAGAGAAAGUCGGUAUCAGGAUGAGUCCAUUUGGUAAAUUCCAAGGAAUGAGGGAAGAGAAACCAUUGGACACUUUCAUCCCUUGGACCAAGACCAUCGUCGACGCUCAACCUAAACUAGCCUAUAUCCAUGCGAUCGACUCUAGAACCGCGGGAAAUAGCGAUGUACCCCCUGAGGAGAGGGUCAAGGAAGAUACUCUUGAUGACAUCCGACGAAUCACCACUGAGGCUGGAAUCACUUUCAUGGUAGCUGGUGGAUAUGCUGGUGACCAUGGACAUCCAAAGGAACAUGCGGAUAAGUAUGAUGAUUUGAUUGCCUUUGGACGAUAUUUCAUCUCCAACCCUGAUUUACCCGCUCGACUCAAGAAUGAUUGGCCCUUGAAGAAGUACGACCGAGAUACUUUCUACAGUCCUGGACCUAAAGGAUACGUUGAUUUCCACGAAUACCAAGCGAUCGCCCAGGACGAUGCUGCUCAUCCCAAAUGA
Molecule: messenger RNA, 1134 nt
Organism: Kwoniella botswanensis
Lineage: Eukaryota; Fungi; Basidiomycota; Tremellomycetes; Tremellales; Cryptococcaceae
Exons: 6
Coding region: 1-1134 (377 amino acids)
Molecular function (GO): FMN binding; oxidoreductase activity
Source: RefSeq, a predicted model, not a curated record